AAAAUAUUAGUUAAUUUCCUUUACGAGAAUAGUUUGAUCGUAUGUAUGGACGUCCGUCUGACUAUCGCAAGCAGUCGGUCCACUUUCACACUUUCAUCGAAUUCAGAGUAGUACUGGAAACUGGAAACACAAAUCGCCAUGGAUUCCUUUUCUGCUGCUGCUGCUUCUUCUUCUUCCCUAAUAGGCAUGGCGCAAAAGACCUGGGAGCUGGAGAACAACAUACUCCCCAUGGACACCGCGACGACGAACCCGGACCCGGCCUCCGACGCCAUAUUCUACUACGAGGAGGCCGCGCAGGCCAACGUCCAGCAGGAGAAGCCGUGGGCGAACGAGCCCCACUACUUCAAGCGCGUGAAGAUCUCCGCCCUGGCGCUACUGAAGAUGGUGGUCCACGCGCGCUCUGGUGGAACUAUCGAGGUCAUGGGCCUCAUGCAGGGGAAAACCGAUGGCGACGCCAUUAUCGUUAUGGACGCCUUUGCCUUGCCCGUCGAAGGCACAGAGACUAGGGUUAAUGCCCAGGCCGAUGCCUACGAGUAUAUGGUCGAUUAUUCCCAGACUAACAAAAUGGCAGGGCGGUUGGAGAACGUUGUUGGGUGGUACCAUUCUCAUCCUGGCUAUGGAUGCUGGCUUUCGGGAAUCGAUGUUUCGACACAAAUGCUAAACCAGCAAUUUCAGGAACCUUUUUUGGCAGUUGUUAUAGAUCCAACAAGAACUGUUUCUGCUGGAAAAGUUGAGAUUGGGGCAUUCAGGACAUAUCCAGAAGGAUAUAAGCCUCCAGAUGAGCCAGUCUCCGAGUAUCAGACCAUCCCUCUGAAUAAGAUUGAAGACUUUGGUGUACACUGUAAACAGUAUUAUUCUUUGGAUAUCACUUAUUUUAAGUCUUCUCUUGAUUGCCACCUUUUGGAUCUGCUAUGGAACAAGUAUUGGGUGAAUACUCUUUCGUCUUCACCUUUAUUAGGUGAUGGCGACUAUGUUGCAGGACAAAUCUCAGAUCUAGCUGAAAAGCUGGAGCAGGCGGAGAACCAACUAGCUCACUCCCGCUUUGGGUCACUAAUAGCACCCCCUCCAAGGAAGAAAGAGGAAGAACCUCAACUUGCAAAGAUUACUCGUGAUAGUGCAAAGAUAACUGUGGAGCAGGUUCAUGGUUUAAUGUCACAGGUUAUCAAAGAUAUCCUUUUCAACCUGAGGCAACCCAACAAAGCUCGCAAAGGGCCAUCCGGCCAUGAGCCAAUGAUUGACGAACUGAUUUUGGCAUACUAGGCAAAAGAUGAACGCUUUAACUUACCUUGACCUUUACUUUUCCUGAAGACGAGCUGAAAUAUAAAAAUACAAGUUCAAUGUUCUGGAAGUUGUUAAUUUUUGCUCUGAUGUAGAUAAUUUGCACCCCAAUGGUUUUUUUUUUAGCUCUAAUAUUUUAAUACUAGAUGGCAACAAUUAGUGUCUCCACAACAGCUAUUUUAAUCAGAAAGUAAAACAUGCAGUUGAAACUGA
Molecule: messenger RNA, 1491 nt
Organism: Juglans microcarpa x Juglans regia
Lineage: Eukaryota; Viridiplantae; Streptophyta; Magnoliopsida; Fagales; Juglandaceae
Product: COP9 signalosome complex subunit 5a-like
Biological process (GO): protein deneddylation
Cellular component (GO): COP9 signalosome; cytoplasm
Molecular function (GO): metallopeptidase activity; protein binding; deNEDDylase activity
Source: RefSeq, a predicted model, not a curated record